Messenger RNA from Seminavis robusta, 6744 nucleotides. The record is from the annotation of a GenBank genome assembly. NCBI's taxonomy places the organism in Eukaryota, Bacillariophyta, Bacillariophyceae, Naviculales, Naviculaceae.
AUGAAGCAAGAUAAGGAAGCCAGUGUCAACAACUGGGGCACUCCUCAUGCCUUUCACUUGAACCUGCCACCCAACCACUUGGACGAGGAUGGAGUCCCAUACAUCACCAAGUUCGCCCACAAAAAGGCCCGCAUGAUUGUGGAGCUGGCCAUGUCCAUCAAUAUUUGCGAGGAAAUGUUUGCUGAGGCAGAUAAUGAAGCCAUGGAUAUUGACGAAGAAGGCGAAGAGGAGACGGAUGAUUCCAAGCAGACCUUGGGCUCGUUGAUUACAACAUGUAACAGACUGCAAUCUCAGCUGUCGAUUCUUGAAAGCUUGAAACACAGUGGCAUUGAGCAAGAGGAACUGUGUGAGAUUAUUCUGCAUUUUCUUAGGCUGCUGUCGGCUACUGUCACCUAUGAGCCCAGCGAAACGGACCCAUCACAACGAAAGGCGACACUUCAUUAUGAAAAUGUGGGUUAUUUGUAUAGGGCUGGUGAUGAUGAUUCAGCCUUGGCAUAUCAAAAUCCGUCGAGUGACGUGCAGCUGGAGGACGAACUCACGCAGGAAUUUGCCAUGCCAGCACCAGCUAGAGAAGUCCUACUUUUCUUUCUCAUCAACCUUCUCGGAAACAAAGGGCCCUUGAGGUCCGUGUCGAAUGCUUCCGUCUAUCUUGAUAACACGGCAACCCAAACACCCAGAUUCAUGUUGAUUGUACAUUGGAAACCAUUGUUGAGGAUGUUCCUACGCACGGCGCCAUACCUUGACGAACACAAAGUGGGAAAGGUACCAUCGAAUUCCAACUCUAGACAGAGCACUACGCUACAAAGAACCGUCCAGUUGAUUCGGGAUGCCCGCCACUUCUUUGAUCAAGGGUUUCGCCCACCGUCCUCAACGGAUCUGCCACACCUUGAAUUGGACCGAACGGCCAAGGAGAUCUGGUCCAUGGUCAAAACUGACGUCAAAUUCCACUCCCACACCCACGCGUGCUACCGAUCAUCAAUCAUCCUUUAUCUGUUCCAACCAUCUCGAUGCACUGCUGAUUAUUAUUUGAGCGUCCUUCCGGAAUGGUACGAAUGCUGGACGAACAUUGAUCGUUGCCCAGAGUAUGACUUUCUCUGGCUUGCAAUGUUCUGCCGAGCCCGCAAGCAUGUGUCCACUUCGGCAUAUGACUGGGGACCAAUCCGACGACGCAUCUUAACACACAGCCAGUACUGGCUUCAACUCCCUAUUGGAGGGGCAUCUAUGGACAAGCUCUUUCCACGGGCAGGAAAUCCUAGAUCUCGUUCCUGUCCGUCGCGGCUAAAGGAGUUUGUGGGGUCCGGAUCGUCUUACGAAGAGGGGAUUGAUUUUGUGGCCAAGGUGACAAAACUGCUGGUGGCGAGUCUCGGUGCUGGAGAAGUCAAACCAGCGUCGAGUGCCGAUACAGUGGCCAUGUCGGAGGGGACGAGAGACAUGCUGCGCUUCCUGUCUUUUGUCACACCUUAUUUCAACCCCAGCAACUUGGGUUCUUGGACAUUUACGCUCGGAGCAUUCCUUCACUAUUUCUCGUAUGAGUUAUGCUGUCGAGUUGGAAAUGCGGCGGCCAUGCAAGCAUUGAAAGCGUCCAACCCGGCUCUUUACGACAAGUUGUGCGAAGUACAGCCUUCUCUUUCGGAUUCAACGAUUCCAGAGAAAGAAAUGGUCGCCCUGAUGCAUGCAUUGCUCCCGCUUUGCCAGCAAGCAAUGUACAGCAAAAAUGGGCAUGUUGGGCGAGCCGGCGAGGCUGCCAUGUUGUACUUGAUCCAAAUAGACCCAAUGCACACGGCACCUGCUUUCAUCGACUUUGCGACUCGAGCUCUUGAUAUUUCGGCAGUCAAUCUUGCCCAUCAAGCUCCGGCGGCUCUCUCUGCACUGACACGGUUGAUUCAGCCUGCCUUGCGAAGCAACCCGUCCAUUUUGCUGGCAAGAAUCCCAGACAUUCUACGCCUAUGCUUAGCUGGAAUCGACAGAAAUGACCAGAACAAAACUAUUCGGACGUUGAUCUUGUACCGGAGCAUCACAUCGUGGAUGCCUGUGGGUGGGCAGCCAGAGAAGUGGGUAUCAGUUGAUGUGAACAAAAUAGCACAAGAGGAAACCAAUGAGUUGACAUCAUCCAACGGUACAACACACCUCGGCAGAGACCUGUUCAGGUACCUUUCUGCGGCUCACACAUCACCAGCAUACAUGGAGGCUUUGGAACAAUUGCCAACAACAUCGCUACUGAGGCAAGGAAUACCAAGCGACAAUGACACUUCUCCGGAAACCCAUAAGUUGCUCAUGGAAGAGGCAGCAGCAGCAAUGGAUGAUUGGAUUCUGGAAUUCCUCGAUAGAAUCUUCACUUUCUUGAGGGCUUCCGGAGAAAGAGAAAAGGUCGGAAAGACUUCUUCCGGUGUUGCGUCGCGCCACUCUUCAGUUGAUGUGCAGCAGGCUCGCAACUUUUCGCGUGUCCUGCAAGAGUGUCUGGCACAGGUCUUUGCCGCUUUGAAUGGAUCGGUCUUCAAUCUUGCUCUUAGGUCUGUGACCAGAUUCUUUCACGAGGAUACACUGCCGUGGGCGUCGAAGGAUGCAUCGUUUGUCUGCCAAGCCGUCGCUGGCGCUCGUGAAAUCCAGGACAAUGACGGCAAUGCGGUGCUGUCAUGUCCAGGAUUGGACGCUCUGGUGCCCAUUCUUACUGAUGAUCUUGAGCACCACUCCAUAAAAACAGUUAGUUACCGCCUCCGUUGUCUCGCCGGAGCUGUGAAGGGCAGCAGCCACGUCCUUGUGAAGCACAAGGAGGCAAUAUCAAAGUCGAUUGAUUUUGCUCUGGCAAGCACUGACAAACACCUUUUCAAGGUGGGAUGUAAAUUGCUACGACACUCUCUUGCUUCUCUUUGCGAGGCCUAUCCAGUCGCCGGAGAGAACAUGCCACGAACUGCCACUGACAACUCAUCCGCAGAUGCGCCAAGCGUGCUUGGCCGAUCGGCUCAGCUUGCUGGAGAUGGCGUGAAGUGGCAUGUGCCUAACGAGGAAGCUAUCGAGUUUGCCGCGAGUUUGGUGAACCGACACAUCUUGCAGCGACUAGAGGCUCUGAGCAAGUCAGGUUCCAACGAAGGUGGGAAUGGUACUGUUGACAUUCCUGAGCUUCGCCGAUGUUUGAGAGUAAUCCGUUACUCUCUACGAGGUGGAUCCUGCGUCUUGUUAGACAAGGAAGAGGCCGUGGACGGUGAUAUGGAUGCGACGUUAACACCGCACGAACUGGCCUCGCAGAAUAUUCUGAAGUUGGCGUCGGAGGAAACGAGACAAUCGUUGUCGGAGUUGAGAGGCAGAUUGGCUUUGUUCAUGGUGACUGUAGCUUCAAUCAUUGCGAACGAGACAUAUUCCGCAAAUGCUCCCGAGGAGGGGACACCGGCAAACGACACUGCGACCAGCGAUCGGAAAUACCAAUCUCUGAUCAGCACCGACGCGAAGAUUUGCAAAGAAACAUGCGACAUUGCGCUCCUCCUGUUGACGAGAAGAGGUGCAAACUUCCGCUCGCAAGAGGCAAGAAACAUCUGGAAGGCACAAAAACAGUCAACAACAGACUUUUCGCUAUGUGCAAUGGCCGACCACAUUGUAGAAUCUCUUCAACGCGCGGCUCUCUACUGCAAAGGUUCAGAGAUCUUCUAUAAGGAUGGAGAAGAUGCUGGGAAGACAAUUCCCCGUCGAUUGCUUGUGACCAGAGUGAAGUUGUUUCACGAUUCGCUGAAGCGCAAUGCCAGCUUCGAAAUUCCAAGACGCCUGCGAAGGCUCAACCUCAAGCGAGCUUCGUCAGGAGUAAUCAUCUUCGAUGCCACACUGAAGGCAUCGGUACUGGGUUCUAAAAUAAGCGAAAUCCUGGGGCGUGACGCUGGGAGGCCGUUGGUGGGAUACGAAGGGUUGAUGGAUGGACUUUUCUCUCUUUGCUGUCAUUCGAAUACCCAGGUUCGGGCGGCCGCAAUCAGCGUUGUCGACUAUGCCAUUACGCGUUUUGGAUGGCUUGUGAAACAGCGCGUCCCACGUUUGCUUUCUGCCAUUUCGAUGCAGGAUGUCGAAAUGCAUGGGAAGUUUGGUAUUCCUUCAACUUUCAAGCUCAAGGCCCACGUGGACGGCCAAGGGAAGCGAAAGCGGUUGGCAGAAGCAAUGAAAGGGGUGAUAUCUCUUCUCGCUUUGCCUCGGUCUGUAAAAGAAAUGAUGGCAAGCGAUAACGUCCGGUUCAUCUAUAUCAAAACUGCCUGUGGUACUGAUGAAUUGAUCUCGCUUAUGCCGACCGAAGAAACUCAAAAGAUGGUUCAUUACUUGCACAGCAUCUUCAGCAAGUUUCGGUCGAAGUUUUACAGUCUACCUCGGACCUCUCGACGGGAUCAAGAAACCCACGAUUCUAGUAUUCAUUUUUUGCUAGACUUGCUGUCAGAAAACGUGGGCACUGUGAAGGAGUCUGCACUGGUUUCCAGUGAACAAGACCAAAAGGCACCGGAUGGAACUGAUCAAGGCGGAAUUAGUGUGGCUCAGGCACACUGGAGAAAGCUUCUGCUCGUGUGCUGGUUCAUCAUGUCACAGGUCAACGUCGAUGACCUCAAAAAAGUCGACAGCGCUCUAUCGAAUAGGCUUUGGACAACAUGCUUUCGAGUGCUUGAAAAUGAGAUGGGUCAGCCCUUACAGCGUGUUGCACUUGGUUUGUUUGGUCGGUUGGUUGCGUUGACUCGCAGAGAACCUGACUUGCCGCUGCUGCGGGAAAGAAUGGUCACCGAGGAAUUUUGCAAGGUGCUGGGCAAGGCUCUUGUUUACGAUCACAAGGAGGAUUCUAGUUUUGGUGGCGGACAUGACGCGCAAUGGUCAGCUGGAAUCGAAGAUAUGAUUCGUGAUGCUUCAAGGAACGUUGCUCCGCGAACCCUCUUCCCGUUCCAACGUACCAGCCAGAGUUCAACCACAUUCAAGAUCACCCACGCACAGCUGGUGUAUACGGUUCUUGCGGGACUUGGAAAAGAGGAUGGAACCACGGCUGCAAAGUACUUGCUUGCCUUUGCGACUGAGAUUGCUGCAUCUCCCCCUAGCGAAGAUCAACGAAAUCAACAAUGCACGUCGGCUGAGAUAUUCUCAGGCGUAUGCAGAGCCAUGUUGCUGUUGCACAAUGAUGAUCCGAUCGACAUUUGGACUUCCAUCUUUUUGCCAUACCUCGAUGACGUGAUUCCGAAGAUUCCAGUUUCAUUCAUUGGGGCAUAUUUCGACGCUCUGCGAUUUGCGCUCCAGUUCUCUGCCCCCAACGCGUUCUUCCCACUGACCGCUUGGCUUUUUAAAAAGGUGGAGUCAACUUUGUGGCAGCCCAAGAGCGCGCCUCCUGAAAACGAGGCCGAAGCGAAUGGCGAGGAAAAGAAUGGUGCAGGGGGGCGCACGGAAGGUUUCACAGCACAAUCCAAAUGGCUGUAUCUUAGCUGUGCUCUUCUGAUUGAGAUUGACGAGACUGAGGUCGAUGGGAGUAUGUCCCGUGUUCCAUGGUACACGCACAGUCUUGCUGGCGACUCAGGUAUGGACACGGACGGGAAGACAGAGCAACACGCCGUGAAGGAUCUCCAGAAAUCGUGGGAUCUUGUCAAUCAAAAGUUGCUGCCUCGCUUGACGGAUGCGGUUGGUCACCCAUACGAAAGCUGUCGUGACCACAUUGCAGGCUGUCUCUUCCGGAUUUGUCACUGCCAUCGAAAGAAAAUGCGCGUCACUGCCUCUCGAUCGUUUGAUGGCGACCUUGACGAUUUAGAAGCAGCUCCUCCUGAAGACCCUGGAUCGGUCAUUGUGCGAAAGCUGUCGUCACUGGAAACAACCGACACCCUCUCUUUCAACGAUCGCUACAAUGCCUUGAUUACUACCCGCCGCUUCUUUUCCUAUUGCAUUCAUUUGGGGGAAGCAAAGCACGAGUAUUCUGAUUACAUUGUGCCUUUGCUACCGCUUGCGUUUGAGGCACUGAAAUCCAACAUCGAGGAGGGAAACGAUAACGCCGAUGCUGCUCAGCGAACAUUGGAAGCCGAGGUCGUGAAAGGAUAUCGUUACACCAUUGCGGAAUUGAGUGUGACUUCUGUGAUAUCCUACGGAGACUUCUCAGACAUCACUCGGGUUUUGGAUAUUGUCAAGGUCGCCGCCAAGCACGAGAAAUGGCAAGUACGCCAUGCUUGUGCCCAUUUCCUUCGCAGCUUUCAGGGAAGCCACAAGUUUCUCUUUAGCAGCAACCAUGCGGAUGUUACGCUUUCCACCGUCACAGCUCUUCUCGCAGAUGAUCGCAGAGAAGUUUCGUCUGCGGCUAUGGCCGCUCUUACGGGCAUUCUGGCGGCUUCUCCCGUGGACAACGUUGCCCGGAUGGUGAAGAAGUAUGUGUUGGUGGCCAAGCGUUCCUCUAUGAAGAAGAAAAAGAAGGGCGCUCCACCCGUGAAGCCCUCUGCCGACGCUGUCGUGGAUAAGGAAGCUCUUGAAAAGGAGCAAAAGAGAGCCUCCAACCAGUUGACGUCUGUGUUCUUUCUCUGCGCUUCCGUUCUGGCCCAGCCCUACGAGACACCUCCGUACGUUCCAGAAGCCUUGGCAGCAAUUUCCAAGCACUCGUUUGAACGGAAUGCGCCUCUCGGUGUGCGUGACACCGUGAAGAAGUGCUGUGCAGAAUACAAGCGAACUCACAUGUCGGACAAUUGGGAGCUGCACCGCAGCAAGUUUUCUCAAGAGCAGCUAGAGGCUCUUCAGGAUGUGGUUAGUUCGCCGCACUACUACGCUUAG